Molecule: messenger RNA, 2711 nt
Organism: Cottoperca gobio
Lineage: Eukaryota; Metazoa; Chordata; Actinopteri; Perciformes; Bovichtidae
Gene: sf3b2
Product: splicing factor 3b, subunit 2
Cellular component (GO): U12-type spliceosomal complex; nucleus
Source: RefSeq, a predicted model, not a curated record
GUGCUUCCCGUCAUGCUUUGUACUAGUCCCGUUCUGCGCCACUCGCGUGUUUUCCGUAGCCGCCGUUGUUCCAUUGAGAGAACCUGAACAUGGCAUCCGACGGACCACCGGGCACCGAAUCCCUCCCGUCCGAUUUAGGCAGUGCUAUCGCGGCAUUGAACACAUGGAGCCACCCGGAGCUUCAUACCAAGCUGGCGGAGCUGGGAGCACCGACGAUGGGUCCCAGAGAGGAGCUGAUUGACAGACUGAAGGGCUACAUGAUUCAGACUGGAAUCCUCCUCAGCAAACCUAAUGAUGACAAAUCAAUGGGCUCCCAGAUGCAAGGUAUUCCUCCCUUACCCCCGAUGCCCAUGCCACCCAUGCCUCCUGGUAUGGGCAUGCUCCAGGCUAUGAGCAUGAUGCCCGGGGGGCCCCCUCCACCCGGCAUCCACAUGGGCAUGGAGCCCCCAGGUUUGCCGCCUCCCGGCCUAUCGCAGGAUGAUCAGCUGAAGAUGGCCCAGCACAGAGCAGCCAUGGUGUUACAGCAGGAGGAGAGAGCCAAGCAGCAGGCUGCAGUGAUGCUGGAACAGGAGCGUCAUCAGGAGAUGGUUAAGAUGCAGCAGGGUCAGGGGCCCAGAGCCAUGCUCCCUGUCGGCGUAAUGAGAGGUAUGGAUCCCCGUGGGCCGCUGCCUCCUGGUGUCAGUAUGAUGCCGACCCAGAAACAGAGAGUGCCGCCUCCUCCAGGAGAAGACAGCAGAGAGGUGUGGCAGAGCGAGGAGGUAAGCAUCAGCGGGCCAAAGAUCCCUCAAGCCCUGGAGAAGAUCCUCCAGCUGAAGGAAAUCAGACAGGAGCAGCUCACGGACCCCGCAGAAGAGGAAGAUGAUGAGGGCGCAGAUAUGGACAUGAACAACUCCUCUGCUCCAGUCAUGUCUGAGACGGAAGACGAUGACAGUCAGAUCUCUAAGAAAGACAAAAACCGCAGACGCAGAAACCGCAAGAAGAAGAGCAAGAAGAAGCGUGCCCUGGAGAAGAAGGAGCAUGCGGAGCAGCAGGAGGAGCAGAAGAAGAAGAAGGAGGGCAGCGACAAAGAGAAUGACAAGGACAAGGAAAAGGACAAAGACAAGGACAAGGAGAAGGAGAAGGAGCCCGAGGUGGAGAUCGAGUACAUCACAGAGGAGCCGGAGAUCUACGACCCCAACUACAUCUUCUUCAAGAGGAUCUUUGAUGCGUUCAAGCUGACUGAUGAUGUGAAGAAGGAGAAGGAGAAGGAGCCUGAGAAGACAGAGAAGCAGGAGACGGCCGUGCUGCGGAAGAAGGGCUUCGAGGAUGAGAGGAAAGACAGCGACGACAGUGAUGAGGACAUGAGACCAGAUGUGCCUAAACUGUCAAAGAAGAAGAUGAGGAGGAUGAACAGGUUGACCGUGGCUGAACUCAAACAGCUGGUGGCUCGUCCAGAUGUAGUGGAGAUGCAUGAUGUGACGGCCCAGGAGCCCAAGCUGCUGGUCCACCUGAAGGCCACCAGGAACACGGUGCCUGUGCCCCGCCACUGGUGCUUCAAAAGAAAGUACCUGCAGGGGAAGAGAGGUAUAGAGAAGCCUCCGUUUGAGCUGCCCGAGUUCAUCAAGAAGACGGGGAUCCAGGAGAUGAGGGAGGCCCUGCAGGAGAAGGAGGACGCCAAAACCAUGAAAACCAAAAUGAGGGAGAAGGUUCGCCCCAAGAUGGGAAAGAUCGACAUCGACUACCAGAAGCUGCACGACGCCUUCUUCAAAUGGCAGAUCAAACCCAAACUCACCAUCCACGGAGACCUUUACUACGAGGGAAAAGAGUUUGAAACUCGUCUGAAAGAGAAGAAGCCGGGCGAUCUGUCUGAUGAGCUGCGUAUCGCUCUGGGCAUGCCAGUCGGACCUAACUCGCACAAGGUGCCUCCUCCCUGGUUGAUAGCCAUGCAGAGGUACGGCCCCCCUCCCUCCUACCCCAACCUCAAGAUCCCCGGACUCAACUCGCCCAUCCCAGAGAACUGUACGUUUGGUUAUCACGCUGGAGGCUGGGGGAAGCCGCCUGUAGACGAAAUGGGCAAACCUCUUUACGGUGACGUGUUCGGGACCAAUGCUGCAGACUUCCAGGCCAAAGCGGAGGAGGAGGAGGUGGAUCACGCACCGUGGGGAGAACUGGAGCCUUCAGAUGAGGAGUCGUCGGAGGAAGAGGAGGAGGAGGAGAGCGACGAGGAGAAACCGGACGAAACUGGAUUCUUCACGCCGGCAGACAGCGGGCUGAUCACCCCCGGAGGCUUCUCAUCUGUACCCGCCGGCAUGGAGACGCCAGAGCUGAUAGAGCUGAGGAAGAAGAAAAUCGAGGAGGCCAUGGACGGAAACGAGACGCCACAGCUGUUCACGGUGCUCCCAGAGAGACGAACUGGCCCCGUUGGAGCCGCCAUGAUGGCCUCAACACACAUCUACGACGUGUCGGGGGCCAUGGUCGGUCGUAAGAUGGGCGCAGGGCAGGAGUCGCAGGGCGUAGAGGUGGCGCUGGCUCCAGAGGAGCUGGAGCUGGACCCCAUGGCCAUGACGCAGAAGUACGAGGAGCACGUCAGAGAACAGCAGGCCCAGGUGGAGAAGGAGGACUUCAGCGACAUGGUGGCUGAGCACGCUGCCAAACAGAAGCAAAAAAAGAGGAAGGCUCAGCCGCAGGACACGCGAGGCGGCGCCAAGAAAUACAAAGAGUUCAAGUUCUAG